CCCGGAUUGGCCCGGUUGGGGUUGGGUCCGGGGCCGGGUCCUUGCUGCGCGGGGUCCAGGGCGAGGACUGUGGGCCUUGUUGGGGGCGGGGACCCCGUCCCGAGUGGAGGUGGGGACCCGCGGUGGGUCGGAAGCGUGGCGGGGUAGGGGGCGCAGGGCGGGUCCGGUCCGGGAGGGUGAUGUGGCCCCGCCCGCUCGUCCGCGCCCAUCCCCGCCCGUCCCCGCCCCCCUCGCGGCGUCCCGGCCCCGCAGGAGCCGCCGCCCGAGCUUCCGCGCGCUGCAACCAGCCGGACAGGGGCGCACGGACGCGCGGACGCCGGAACCUGGCGGGAGCAUGUGGAAGCUGGGACGCGGCCGGGUGCUUUUGGACGAGCCCCCAGAGGAUGAGGACGGCCUGGCCGGGGGUCCGCUGCCGGCCGCCGACGCCACCUCGGCGCAGGUGCAGGGGGCGAGCUUCCGGGGGUGGAAGGACGUGACCUCGCUGUUCAGCGACGACGACGAGCAACACCUGCUGGGGAGGUGCCGGUCUCCCAAGUCCAGGGGAACCAGCUUGCGGUUAAAGGAGGAGCUGAAGACGGAGAAGAAAUCCGGGUUUUGGGACAGUUUGGUUUUAAAGCAGAAUCUGCAGCCCAAGAAGCCAGAUGAGAUCGAAGGCUGGGAGCCCCCCAGACUUGCCCUGGAAGACGUGGCGGCCGAGUCGGGGGGCGGCGCGAGCGGCCGAGCCCCCCGGCCGGGCUGGGAGGAGGGGGCCGCGGGCUCCGGCAAGUACACCAGCCUGGCCGGCCCGGGAAGCAGCUCGCGCUGGAGCCUCAGGUCGGCCGGGAAGCUGGUUGGCAUCCGGCGCCAGAGCCGCGGCCAGCUGACGGAUACGUGGGAGGAGCUGGAGUGACCGCGAGGCACGCCGUCCCCGCCGUCUCCUGCCGCUACCGCCUGAUGCUGCUGCUUCGCAUCUCACUGUGCCCUGACCCCCGGGUUGGCCGCGCCGGGGCGUGCUCGCCAGUCUGCCGGUCGCGGUCUUUCCCCGACUAAACAGAGUGGAGUCCACUCUGCCCGUGUCCCCGUUUGGACUUCUGUCUCGCACGCUGGGCGGCGGUUUCCAAACCCGUGGUCGCUGGGGCCACGGCUGGCUUGCCGCUGCCGUCCUGGGCACCCCUGGGAGCCCGACUCGGAGGUGCGGGUGUUGGAUGCUGCCCCCGGGGCGCCCUGUGCGAUGCCGCCUUCCCCGGCGGCUGCAGCCCUCGGCUCCGCGGCGGCGGGAGGGCUCCGCGGCUGGUUCAGCCUGCGACCCGGACAGAGCGGCUGUGACAGGCGCGCCGUCCAGGCCCCCAGGCAGCCCCGCGGAGGCCGCGUCCUGACCUGGCGCCUGACCUGGACGGCCAGACUUGUUCUCUCAGUACAGUUAAAGCUGGGAAAGCAAAUCGCGUCCUCCAGAAGCAGAGGUGGUGUCGGGUCCAGCGCCAGACGCCGCUGCACAGAGGCCCUCCCUCCGCGGCAGGUGCGGACGGUGCUGCUGAUGUUCAGGGGUUGUUUUUACUGCUGGGAUUUUACAUAUUGAUCUUUAUUUUCUUCUGAAAACUUGUUCUUUUUUGAUUACAGAUUAAAGAAUGCUAUAGAGUGUGGAUCAAUUUUAA
Messenger RNA from Phyllostomus hastatus (greater spear-nosed bat), 1631 nucleotides. It is a transcript of the gene TDRP, whose product is annotated as testis development related protein. Lineage: Eukaryota; Metazoa; Chordata; Mammalia; Chiroptera; Phyllostomidae. The record is from RefSeq and is a predicted model, not a curated record. Gene Ontology annotation, cellular component: cytosol; nucleus. The transcript has 3 exons. Bases 335 to 889 code for a protein of 184 amino acids. Gene Ontology annotation, biological process: spermatogenesis.